Molecule: messenger RNA, 246 nt
Organism: Hirsutella rhossiliensis
Lineage: Eukaryota; Fungi; Ascomycota; Sordariomycetes; Hypocreales; Ophiocordycipitaceae
Exons: 1
Coding region: 1-246 (81 amino acids)
Source: RefSeq, a predicted model, not a curated record
AUGCCGGCGCACGUGGCAUCACAGCUGCGCGCCCGCGACGGCAGCGACGGGCUGCUGGCCAACGAGCAGGCGCUCGUUACGCCCUUUAACACGCACGCAACGCUGCGAGUGCUGGCCGACACCAAGCAGUGGCCGCCGUCGCGAGACUCUCCAUACUGGGACAAGUCGCUGUUCGAGGCGCAGCCGCGGAACCUCACGUGCGCGACGGCAGGCAUCGCGCAGGAAUAUUGUCGAUGCGAAGAAUAG